Messenger RNA from Lycium barbarum (goji berry), 1446 nucleotides. RefSeq lists its product as uncharacterized. The record is from RefSeq and is a predicted model, not a curated record. Bases 102 to 1295 code for a protein of 397 amino acids. The transcript has 3 exons. NCBI's taxonomy places the organism in Eukaryota, Viridiplantae, Streptophyta, Magnoliopsida, Solanales, Solanaceae.
CAACUCCUAUAAAAUGGGGGUUGUUCCUAAGGAAAUCCCAUAACUCAAUACAAUUCCGCUAUUUCAACAACAUAUUCACAUUUCAAUUAUUCAAAAGGAGAAUGGCUCGAUCAUAUGCCCACAAUGUUGUGGGUGUUGGGAUUUUCAUGGUAAUGCUUGUGGCUAUAGUAGAGGCCACUCCUCCUGGAAUAGCCAACAACCCAAGUCAUUCUCAUUGCUCUGAUGAUGAUAUCAAACAGUGUAAAAAUCUUCCACAUGUUUGUCCCAAGUUCUGUCCUAACGGCUGCAUAACUGAGUGUCGUUCUUGUAAGCCUAUUUGCAUUGAUGGCCCACCUCCACCUCCCUAUUCCCCUCCUCCAUCAGCAUCACCUCCACCUCCAUCUCCUCCAUCAACAUCUCCCAAGAAGUAUAAGUGCAAGAACAAGAAAUACCCAAGUUGUUAUAAUCAAGAACAUACUUGCCCUAGUUCUUGCCCUACUACUUGUCAAGUUGAUUGUGUCUCUUGCAAACCUGUCUGCAAUUGUGACAAGCCUGGAGCAGUUUGCCAAGAUCCACGUUUCAUUGGUGCAGAUGGAAUCACUUUUUACUUCCACGGCAAGAAGGACAAAGAUUUUUGCUUGGUCUCAGAUUCUAAUCUCCACAUCAAUGCCCACUUCAUAGGGAAACGAAAUGAGAAUAUGAGGAGAGACUUCACUUGGGUUCAAGCCAUCGGUAUUCUAUAUGGUACACACAAUAUUUCUAUUGGAGCACAGAAGACAGCAACAUGGGAUGAUGCUAUCGACCGCCUCUCCCUCAACUUCGAUGGUGAAACUAUUGUUCUCCCCAACAACCAAGGCGAAAGCUGGAUGUCUGAAUCUGGACCAACAACAUACAUCACUCGAACCGGCAAGACCAAUGAAAUUGUAAUCGAAGUUGAAAGUAUUUUCAAGAUUAUAGCAAAGGUGGUGCCUAUUACAGAGAAAGAAUCUAGAGUUCAUAACUAUGACAUAACACAAGACGAUUGUUUUGCUCAUCUUGAACUUGGAUUCAAGUUCUUGUCACUAAGUGAUGAAGUGAGUGGUGUUUUGGGUCAAACUUAUAGAAGGAACUAUGUGAGCAGAGUGAAGAUGGGUGCUUUGAUGCCUAUAAUGGGAGGUGACAAGGAAUUUUUAGCUUCAGGACUCUUUAAUGCUGAUUGCUCUGUUGCUAAGUUUCAAGCAGAAAAUGAGAAUGUGGGUUCGUUGAACAAUUUGGAGCUGCCAAGCUUGAAAUGCAACAGUGGAAUUCAUGGACGUGGAGUUGUCUGCAAGCGUUAGAGUUUCUUAACAGAUUUAAUGAAUUGUUGCUCGAAUAAAGAGUUAAUUGGAAAAUAAGGUUAGAAACCAAAGAAAUGUAUUAAAAACUAUGUUCAACGGAUAUGUAUUAAAGCUGGGCAAAAGUAAUUACUCACUUAUAACAUUCUUAUCA